Aspergillus wentii DTO 134E9 is the source of this 2010-nucleotide messenger RNA. Its product is annotated as putative ZIP family zinc transporter. The record is from RefSeq and is a predicted model, not a curated record. Gene Ontology annotation, biological process: zinc ion transmembrane transport. The transcript is spliced from 3 exons. Gene Ontology annotation, molecular function: zinc ion transmembrane transporter activity. NCBI's taxonomy places the organism in Eukaryota, Fungi, Ascomycota, Eurotiomycetes, Eurotiales, Aspergillaceae. Gene Ontology annotation, cellular component: plasma membrane. Bases 341 to 1852 code for a protein of 503 amino acids.
AGCGUGAGAUGGCACUGAUUGAUAAGAUUGUUAUCAACAACAAUUUAACGCGUGUUCGGUUGGCUCAUAUUUGCUGCUUUUUCCCACCACAUGCCUUCGAUUUCGGGAGUUGAAUACACCUAUCUUAAAGCUCCUUAUCUCUAUUACAAUCCAGUCACCGAAUCCUAAGUCAAUAAUAGUGUUCGCCAUUCAAUCUGUUUUGACGACUUUCACGGCUGGCCGAGCCAACCGCAAGCUCCGUACGACACCUCGCCUUGGCCCAACUCCGCUGCUAUUUGAAGCGUACCCCCUAGGUCAUGGAUGUUGCUCGAACCCACAAUCAUACAAAUUUUAGCCGACGAUGAACCUCCCUUUCGGAGGGCAAGAGACUUAUAUGGGGAUUUCUGGAUUGCCAUCAAGACUUGGGAUUAGCAAUACCAACCAGUCUGAGGACGUCACUCCUCUUAUUUUUUUUUUUUCUUUUUUCUUUUGCAAUUCCAUUGACAACCCAUACACAGCCUCCAGACGCAGCAUUCCAACAAUAUCUGACAUACCUGAUACCAUUCUGAGAGCCGAGCUUGCACGACGAAGUGAAAUUCGAGACUCAGGUACUGGGAAAGCAGCAUGUGGCUCAAGGGAGCGGGGUGCCUACAACACCCCAAUACAUGUGAUGGCUCUAUUUCUCAUACUUGUCUUGAGCACAUUAGCAUGUUCAUUCCCAGUUCUCGCCCGUCGAUUUCCGCGCCUUCCAAUACCACGCCAUUUCCUCUUCAUCUCAAGACAUUUUGGAACUGGAGUACUGAUCGCCACGGCCUUUGUGCACUUGCUUCCUACUGCGUUUGUCUCGCUGACGGAUCCUUGUUUGCCUCGAUUCUGGAGUGAAAGUUAUCGUGCCAUGGCGGGGUUUGUUGCCAUGAUCUCAGUUUUCGUUGUUGUUUGUGUAGAGAUGUUUUUUGCCAUGAAAGGAGCAAAGCAUGUGCACGGGAGCGAGUACGACAAUCUAAUCAGCGACGUUGGGCGGGAUUCUUCCAGUGAGUACCGGGAUGAGAGGGCCAACUAUUCAGAACUCGAUAGGCAACACGAAUUGGGCAAUAUUCCUCUUGAAAGAAUGCGAGACGAAAACCACGUGAAUAUAAUAUCACAGGCAUCUGGCUCCCUAUCCAGAGUUUCUACAGAUGAAUCUUCCCAGCUACGCUUGAAAGACACCAGUACAGACAAAGAGGAGAACGACGACACCGACCUUGAGGGUUUAGACCCUUACACAGAUAGAGGUUCUAAUCAUAAUGAAGACCGGUCUCAUCGCUCUCUGUCACAUUCUCAUGUUCGUCAUCAAUUACAUCGACAGGCAGACCCCGCGCUGUCUCUUCAGAACCCACAGCGUCAGCUACUCCAGUGUCUUCUUCUGGAGGCCGGCAUCCUUUUUCACAGCAUUUUCAUUGGAAUGGCCCUCAGUGUUGCAACAGGGACAUCGUUUGUGGUUCUUCUUGUCGCCAUUUGCUUCCACCAGACUUUUGAAGGGUUUGCCCUCGGCUCACGUAUAGCCUCACUAAUCCCAGACCUUUUCUCGCCAUCCUCCAUGAAACCGUGGCUAAUGUCACUUGCCUAUGGCACUACUACCCCUAUCGGACAAGCUAUUGGGCUAGUUUUGCAUAACCUCUAUGAUCCAGCAAGCACCACAGGUCUACUCAUGGUUGGGAUUACAAACGCAAUUAGCAGUGGUCUUUUGCUUUUUGCAGGACUCGUAGAACUUCUUGCAGAAGAUUUUCUCAGCGAGUCGAGCUACGAGACACUCAGGGGCCGGCGGCGCAUCGAAGCUUGUAUUGCGGUUGCAGGUGGUGCUGUGCUGAUGGCUUUUGUCGGUGCUUUUGCCUAAGAAUUUAGGACCUGAUCGAUGUCAGGAGCCCUGCUGCGCUUUGUCCCUUUUCAAACAUGUAUAUAUUGCUAUUUGUGUUCACUCUGAAAAAUGGCUUGGGGUUACUAAUUUUAUACCCCCAAAUAAAGAAACAUGGCUCGGGGUUGGGGAAAUCUAUG